Molecule: messenger RNA, 636 nt
Organism: Monoraphidium neglectum
Lineage: Eukaryota; Viridiplantae; Chlorophyta; Chlorophyceae; Sphaeropleales; Selenastraceae
Product: 60S ribosomal protein L19-2
Exons: 4
Coding region: 1-636 (211 amino acids)
Biological process (GO): translation
Cellular component (GO): cytosolic large ribosomal subunit; ribosome
Molecular function (GO): RNA binding; structural constituent of ribosome
Source: RefSeq, a predicted model, not a curated record
AUGGUGUCGCUCAAGCUGCAGAAGCGCCUGUCGGCGAGCGUGCUGAAGUGCGGCCUGAGGAAGGUCUGGCUCGACCCCAAUGAGGUCAACGAGAUCUCCAUGGCCAACUCGAGGCAGAACAUCAGGAAGCUCAUCAAGGACGGCUUCGUGAUCCGCAAGCCGCAGAUCAUCCACUCGCGCUCGCGGGCGCGCGCAGCGGCGGAGGCCAAGGCCAAGGGUCGCCACAGUGGCUACGGGAAGCGCCGCGGUACCCGCGAGGCGCGCCUGCCCACCAAGCUGCUGUGGAUGCGCCGCCUGCGCGUGCUGCGCCGCCUGCUGCGCAAGUACAGGGACAGCAAGAAGAUCGACCGCCACCUGUACCACGAGCUGUACAUGAAGGUCAAGGGUAACGUGUUCAAGAACAAGCGCGUGCUGAUGGAGGCGGUGCACAAGCAGAAGGCCGAGAAGGUGCGCGAGAAGAACAUCGCCGACCAGCUCGAGGCCCGCCGCGUCAAGAACAGGGCCAGCCGCGAGCGCAAGGCCGCGCGCCGCGAGGAGCGCAUCGCCGCCGGCGUCACCGCCGAGGUGCCCGCCGCGAAGCCCGCGGCCCCGGCGCCUGCGCCCGCCAAGGCGGCCGCCAAGGGCUCCAAGAAGUGA